UAGUUCAAUGUUUUCGGGCAUCCAGUGCGCUCCCUGUCCCCGUCUCCUCUUCUCUCGCGGGUCAAAACCCUUCCCUUCCCCCCACGCCCCAACGCCCCUCGUUCGAUCGGUGGGUCGGCCAUGGCUCCCUUCGCGCUCGGAUCUCAGGUGGUCGUCGUAGCCUCGGUGUCCGUCGGCUUGAACUCUUCCGUCAAGGGUGUCGCACUCAAGUCCCAGGCAGGGAUGCAUGCCAAAUCACGGUGCUGCAUCAUGAGGACAAUGGAAUGAAUAUAGAGAUGGCAAAGCUAGCUUUUUCCAAGGGCAUCUGGAGUUACAUAUGUAAAAUGAACAAUGCUCUACGUCGGUAUCCUCAGCAUGGCAGUCCAUCAGUGUCAAUUCUGACCAUGCAGAAACUUAUGAAGAAGUUUCCCCAGGAUUUGGAGACUGCCGACGCAAGCCUUUCUGCUUCUCAGAACACUGCAGCAUCGGUCGUUCCUUCCACACCGACUUCCAGGACUUCACCAUGCAAGCUUGCGGGGAGGAAGUCUCGCCAAAUGAUCGCGAGCGGGAUUCUGCUGGUUGGAAGCAUCGUUUGUCUAUCUCGAGGCCGAUCCAACCUCGGGGCGCAGCUCGCGAUGGCCUUCUUCCUGAAAAAGGCCUUCAAGCAAGAGAGGCAAUCAGGCUCCUCAUCGACAUGAAUGGUGAAAACAGACGUGACUAGAUGCAGGCGGUAGCCGUACUGGUUUGACCCUUUGAGCCAUGCAGACUCCAGAUAACGUAUUAUUAGUAUUUUUAACCUUUCUCUGAUUACAGAAUACGUGACUAGAUAACCUUUGACCCUGAGCCGUGCAGACAAGUUGUAAAGAGUUUUUUCCGGAACUAGAUGCUUGUCAAUAUUAGUAAUACACCAAUGCUACCUGAAGCUAAAUGCUUGUCAAUAUUGGUCUUAUUUCGUUGCUAGAGAGUAGAGACAUCUGUAAUUCACUUGAGUUUUAGUCAGAUCUGUUAAUGGGUAUGUGCAAAGGUAGUCUUUUUGAUACAAAGUGUUGCCUAUUAUUUUCUAA
Zea mays is the source of this 1043-nucleotide messenger RNA. RefSeq lists its product as uncharacterized. The coding region runs from base 264 to 677 and encodes 137 amino acids. The transcript is spliced from 4 exons. NCBI's taxonomy places the organism in Eukaryota, Viridiplantae, Streptophyta, Magnoliopsida, Poales, Poaceae. The record is from RefSeq and is a predicted model, not a curated record.